GUAUAGUAGUACCUAACUAACACACAUACACACUCAGUGAGACUCAAUUACAGCCCAAUUUUCUUCUUUAUAAUCUCCUGGCACUGUCCUCAAACAACGCAAAUCUGGGGGAACAUAACGCUCUUUUAAAUAGUAACUGACGUGAAGGAGGAUACAUAAAGUGACGAAAAUAAGUUUGCAGAUCCGUGAUGUCACAGAACUGAGGAUCCUUCAACAAUAUGGAGUCUGGAGAGCGGCUGGCCUCCCCAUCGUCAGCCCCGUCCUCCCUGCACAUCGCCUCCUCCACUGUCUCUUCUGUCGGCUCCUCACCUGCCCCUGCCUCGGCCAAGACAUCCUCCUCCAAGUGCAGCCUCACCCCCAGCCGUGCCGUCCUGGGCUCCCCUCUCACCACCUGUGGACACUUGUUCCGGGCGGCGGGCGAUCAACAUUUCAACAUGUCUACAGUCUCAAGUGCCUUUCCCGUCAUCAACCACCCAGCAUUUGGUCUGUACACUACCAGCUCAGGGCGCUCAGAGUUUGGAGGCCUGGGCUCCCUGGGGGUGUCUGCUGCCUUGGCUGCUCACUCCCAGCUAGGAGCCUUUCCAGAAUGGUGGCGGGCAGCUGAGGCUCAGGGGCGUGGAGCUGCAGCCUUCUUUCCCCAUCUCCUGGGGCUCCCGCCCAUGUUCCUACCCCAACUCCAGCAGAGCCACGACCCCAGCCCCUUCCAGCCCCGCACCCCCAGCAAGAACGGACGAGCCACUGCCAAAGGAGUGAAUGAAGCUGUGAAUGGCAGCAGUAUCUCCACUGUGUCUGAGAGCAGCUUCAGCACAACCACCACUACGUUCUCAACACAGGGGAACACGGAGAAACAGAAAGCCACCAACGGAAGCGUCAGAAGCCGCAAGAGCCACCAGGACAUGACCCAAGUGAAGGAGAAGAGCGUUCAGAAAACUAAAGAGAAGAAACUCAGCAAGAAACCAGUGGAGGCGUCCAGCAACAGUGACAGCGAAUCAGGGUCUUCCUCGGAUAUCUCCAGCGAUGGGGUGAACAGCAGUGACUCAGACGACCUAGACGAGGAGGAUGAUGAUGAUGAAGAUCAGAGCAACGACAGCGAUGAUUCUGACUCUGAGAAGGAGAGCCGUGUAAUGAGGAAGAUUAAGAGCCUGACACAGACCACUGCCAACAGCAAGAAGAAGAGACCCCGCGCUGCUGAAGGCGAGAAGGCGAGGGAUGCUCAGGACAGCCGGAGUGGUCUGCUUCAGAAACAUCCAGACAAGGCCUUUCUCCAUUCCCUCCACUACCCGCUCCAACCCUCACUCCAGCCCCCAGCGCUGUCCCAGUCCACGUCCCUAGUCUUCCAGAGCUACAGGAGCAGAGAAGAAGAAAUCAAGCAGCACACCAGUGUGAUCCAGGCUACGGGGCUGGCCAGUACUAAACCCUUGGCUCUGGUCAAACCACGCAGGGAGGCCUCAUCCUCUCCUCAACCCACCAGACCCUUCUCCCUCUCUUCAUCUCCCAAGCCCAUCUCCCUCUGCUCCUCCCCCAAGCCCUUGUCUCUCUCCUCCUCACCCAAGCCUCCCUCUCUGGCUUCGUCCCCCAAACCACCCACCCUAUCGCCCUCACACAAACCCAAAUCUCAGACGGGCUCCCCCAAACCCCCCACCCUGUCUGACAGUAUGAAGUCGGGAAGCAGAAACUUCCUGGAUGAAACCUUGUUACACAUCAACAACUUUAAAUUGAAACAGCCCUUCCUCUCCCAGGAGCACUUCAAACAGGCCUUCCCUCUGCCACUGAUGCAUCAGGACCUGUUCAAGAGCCAGAAGAAAAAGAAAAUGGCCGCCUCAUCAUCCUCCUCCUCAUUAGCACCGCCCAAACUGUCUUCAGAGACCCCGAGCAGUCACGGGCUCCCUUCUCCACACACCAACCACUCCAACCUGUUCCUGGCCUCCUCCCUCCUGGGCCCCCACCCCAAUGGGGUGAUCCACAGCACGGUGCAGGAGGCCCCCUUGGCCCUCAUCACCAAGCCUCGCAGCAGCAGUCAGAGCAGGAGCACCAUCAACAAUCCUCUCCUGGCUGCCACCAGCCCACCCUUCUCUAUGCCUGUCAACCUGAGCACUGGACACAAGGAGCACAGCUCUGGAGCCCUAGGCUGGGCCUCUACCUCACCGGGCCUGGCCCACAGAGAUGGGAAGAGCAAGGCCCAGCAUAAGGCUCUCCACACGGGGAAGGGUGUCUCCCAGUCCCAGACCCACCUGGUGCAGUCCCUGGUGGAAUUGUUCCGGGACACAGAGUCGGACAUUCCCAGCAGUAAGGACUCCGACGACUCCGUAGAGGAUGAGGACGAUGAACAUGAUGAUGACGACGAAGAUGAUGACGACGAUGAGGAGGAUUCUGACGACAGCCUAUCAGAGUCUGAGAGUAAUCUGGAGAGCGACUCGGACUGCUCUGAGGACGACGUGAAGGACCGCGACGAGACCACCACGGACACGGAGGCAGAGAGGACCCCUCUGAAGCGCACCAAAGGCUCCUCUUCUCUACUCAACACCACCUCCUCCAGCCUCUCAGCCAGCUGCUCCCCUCUCAACCUCCAGGUCAUCAAGGCAUCCAGUGGACUGCCCACCCCAGCCAUAGUGACCAGCUCUGGGGCCUUGGCCUACCACAGCACCCCCUCUUCCUCAUACACUCUCUGCUCCACUCCACCAGGAACAGGGAAGAGAAGGAGAGUGACAGAUGAGAGAGAGCUGCGGACACCUCUAGAGUUUGGGUGGCAGAGAGAGACGCGUAUCUGUAAUGUGGCGGGCCGUCUGCAGGGAGAUGUGGCGUACUACGCCCCGUGUGGGAAGAAGCUCCGGCAGUACCCCGACGUGAUGAAGUAUCUGUCCAGAAAUGGAAUAAGUGACAUCACACGCGAUAAUUUUAGCUUCAGUGCAAAAAUAAGGGUUGGUGACUUCUAUGAAGCCAGAGAAGGACCCCAGGGAUUGCAGUGGAGCUUGUUGACCGAGGAGGAGGUGAUUCCUCGUAUCCUGGCCAUGAAGGGGAGGCGUGGGCAUCCCCCUAACCCUGAGCACCAGAGGACAGGUGACGAGGGCCCCCGGUCCAGGCGCAGGAAGGGCCGACUUCCUAACGUUGGCGAGGCCGACUUCCCAGGCGCCACCGACGCCAAACUUCUACGCAAACUGGAAGCUCAAGAGGUAGCUCGACAAGCAGCCCAGAUAAAAAUGAUAAAGAAACUUGAAAAGCAGGCCAUGGCACUAGCAGCCAAGGAGGCCAGGAAACAACAAGCAAUCAUGGCUGCUGAGGAGAAGCGGAAACAGAAGGAGCAAGUGAAGAUUGUAAAGCAGCAGGAGAAGAUCAAGCGAAUUCAGCAAAUUCAAAUGGAGAAGGAGCUCAGAGUGCAGCAGAUUCUCGAGACUAAAAGGAAAAGGAAGGAAGAAGCGGCAAAUGCCAAAAUAAUGGAGGCUGAAAAACGAAUCAAGGAGAAGGAGAUGAGGAGGCAGCAAGCAGUCAUUUUGAAGCACCAGGAGUUGGAGAGGCAUAGACUAGAUAUGGAGAGGGAGAGGCGGAGGCAGCACAUGAUGCUGACGAAGACCAUGGACGCCCGUAAGAAAGCGGAGGAGCGGGAGCGCUUGAAGCAGGAGAAGAAGAAUGAGAAACGGUUAAAAAAGGAGCGGAAAUUGGAGCUUAGAAGACUGGAAAUGGAAAUUGCCAAGGAGCUGAAGAAGCCAAAUGAAGACAUGUGCUUAGCAGAUCACAAGCCUCUCCCGGAGUUAUCCCGUAUUCCGGGCCUGGUUCUACCAGGAAGCAGCUUCUCUGACUGUCUGAUGGUGAUGCAGUUCCUGCGGAGCUUUGGGAAGGUGCUGGGCUUUGACGUGGACGCCCACAUACCCAACCUGAGCGUGCUGCAGGAGGGCCUGCUCAACCUGGGAGACAGCAUGGGACAGGUCCAGGACCUGCUGGUGCGCCUGCUCUCAGCUGUGGUGUGUGACCCUGGACUGCCCCCAGGACACCGGACGAAGACGGCCCUGGGGGACCACCUGAGUAACGUGGGCAUCAAUCGGGACAACGUGUCGGAGGUGCUGCAGAUCUACAUGGAGGCUCACAGUGGGGGGACGGAGCUGCAGACUGAUCUGGGGGAGGUCACGGCCAGUCUGAAGACCAAGGCCUUCCAGGCCCACACGGCCACACAGAAGGCCUCGGUCCUGGCCUUCCUGGUCAACGAGCUGUCCUGCAGUAAGAGUGUUGUCAGUGAGAUCGACAAGAACAUCGAUCACAUGACCAACCUGCGACGGGACAAGUGGGUCAUCGAGGGCACACUUCGCAAGCUGAGGACCAUCCAUGCAAAGAAGACGGGGAAGAGGGACAGCAGUGUGGGGGGAGAGGAAACCCAGUCCCUUGGUACACCCACCCCAGGACGCAAACGCAAGAGGAAAGGAGGGGACAGCGAGGAGGACGAGGAUGAUGACGAGGACAGCGAGGACCAGGGGGAUGAAGACGAUGAGGAGGAGGAGGAGGAGGAGCGAGGGAAGAAAGGGAAGAAAGUGGAGGAUGAGUAUGAUGGAGACCAGACAGCCAGUGUAGAGGAGCUGGAGAAACAGAUCGACAAAUUAACCAAGCAACAGAGUCAGAUCAGACGGAAGCUGUUUGAGUCGUCCCACUCGUUGCGCUCCAUGAUGUUCGGCCAGGACCGCUACAAGCGCCGUUACUGGGUGCUGCCACAGUGUGGGGGCAUCUUUGUGGAGGGUAUGGAGAGUGGCGAAGGAGCAGAGGAGCUGGAGAAGGAGAGAGAGAGACUGAGGAGCACAGAGCUGGUCCAGGUGAAGGAGGAGGAGGUGGAAAGGAGGCCACAGGAGGUGAAGGGGAGGCUAGGGGCGUCCACCCUGGAGGGUAGUAGUGACAGGCACACCGACACACCAGACAAACACACCCUCAACCUCUUCCUCCAGAAGCCUGGUUCCUUCUCCAAACUCAGCAAACUCCUGGACGUGGCCAAGAUGUCCCCGGACUCAGACAACCACCCUCACAGUCUGAGCUGUAAUCCAGCCAAAUUCCCCACCAAAGUAUCCUCCCCUAUCCGCCCCACCACUCAGACUACACUACCCAGCAACCCCUGUGCAGCUCCCUCUCCGCUGUGUUCAGAGGUGAAAGCGGAGCUUUCCACAGCCCUCCUCAGCCCGCGCUACCUCAGCAGCGGCCCAGGGAAGAAGUCCUCCAGCCCCCAGCAGCAGCAGCUCCAGCCCAAUGACCAGCUAUUCAGGGUGCUGACGGAGAAGAGCUGCCACUGGUUCAGCCUGCUGCCCCGCUCCCCGUGUGACGAGUCGUCUGUCACCACCAGCUCCACCACCACCCCCCCGGCCUCCUCCUCCCUGUCCCCUCAUCCCCUAGCCUCCACCUCAGCCAGCCCCAGCAACCCCGCCACCGGGAUCAAUAACUUCUCCUUUUCAGCUCUCCAGCAGGUGAAGUCUGGUGUCCAUAUGAUGGGUCUGCCAUUCUGUGGAUGGCCCGGUGGCAUGAUGAUCCCCACCCUGCCCUUCUCAACUAGUCCACUGCCCCCCUCCAUGCUGGGCGCUGCCUACCACCAUGUGGAGGGUAAUGGCAACCCCUUCCUGGCAGCAGCCAGCCUCUCCAGCAGCAAGAGUGAGUCCCCAGUGCCCCCUGGAGAGAAGCCCCCCUCUGCCCCGUCCCCUGUGGUGGAGGUGGCCAAGACCCAGGACUACCCCGACCCACUGCCCAUCCCAGAGGAGAUGCUAUCAGGCUGGUGGAGAGUGGCAGACAUGGAGGAGUUGAGGAGCCUGGUCAAGGCCUUACACAGCAGAGGUAUCAGAGAGCGGGCCCUGCAGAAACAGAUCCAGAAACACAUGGAGUACAUUGCACAGGCCUGCGCCAAAAACAGAGAUGCGGCGGUGAUAGACAAGUCCAAGCUGGAGGAGAACGGGAUGGGCGAGGAGACAGUGGAGAGCUGGUGUGUGGAGGAGCAGGCCAUGGAGAUGGACAUCGCUGUGCUGCAGCAGGUGGAGGAGCUGGAGAGGAAGGUCACUUCGGCCAGCCUGCAGGUCAAGGGUUGGAUGUAUCCUGAGCCCCAGUCAGAGAGAGAGGAACUGGUCUACCAUGAACACAAGCCCUUCACUAAGCUGCUUCUAGCAGGAGAGGAGCAGCCUGCAGGGGAGAAGGAGGCCAACGGCGGCUGCAGCCUGGUGCGGCGCGUGAACAACCCCCUAGAUAUAGCUGUAACACGGCUAGCCGAGCUGGAGAGGAACAUCGAGCGAAGGGGGGAAGAGGAACUGGCCCCGGGCAUGAAGGCAUGGCGCAAGGCCAUGGGCGAGGUCCGCAGCGCCGCCCAACUGUCUCUCUGCAUCCAGCAGCUCCAGAAGUCCAUUGCCUGGGAGAGAUCCAUCAUGAAAGUGGCGAGCGGUCAAUCCCCCAAGAAUAAGAAGCCGCAGCAGAGCCGAGCGGGAGCAGCCGGGCGAGGAGGGAAGAGAACCACUGAGGUAAAACGGAGCAGGAAACCUUCAUCUGUAGCCAGCGGAGAGGUCUCUGAGGACGAUGCUGCCAGCACCAGCAGCAGCACGCCAAAGAAAGGGAGCAAAGAGCCCAAAAAGAGGAAGAGCCCAAGAGAGGGGAGCCCAGCUACCAACCAGUCCAAGCAAGACAGUAGUCCCAUCUGUGUGAAGAAGGCUAAGACGGCCACAUCAGCCAGAGACAAUGAAAAGGAUCUGAUGUUGUGCAGGGUGCUCCUGGUUGAGCUGGAGGGUCACCAGGAUGCCUGGCCCUUCCUGAACCCUGUCAACCCCAAAUCUGUCCCUGGCUACAAGAAAGUCAUCAGGAAACCCAUGGACUUCUACACUAUCCGAGAGAAGCUUGUCAACAGCCAGUACUUGAACCUCGAGACGUUUAUAAUCGACGUCAACUUGGUGUUUGAUAACUGCGAAAGGUUUAAUGAAGACAAUUCGGACAUUGGGCGAGCCGGACAUAACAUGAGGAGUUUUUUUGAGAAGAGAUGGACUGAGCUGUUAAAACAAACCAACUAGGCUUGUUUUAACUACUUUAUCCUCACUAUGCUGUAUGGGACCAGCAGGAACCACAAGCAGAGCACCUGGAUUGGUCUGAAGAUCGUCUUCAAGACUUCAGGCUCAAGUCUCUCCAUCAGCAACCAGGGAACCUAAAUUAAUUUAUAAUUUUAAAUCUACACAUUCACUUCACUGAUAUACAGUAGAAUGCUGGGGGUUUUCUUUAGCAGAGAAAUGCAUCCAAAGGGUUUCAAAAGGGGUGGGUGUUUUUAAAGUGCAAUACCAUUUCCUAGAAGAAACCACAUCAGAGCUGUAACUGGGAACAAAAACUUUCCAACUAACUGUACUUAUAGUUUUUUAUCAUUAAUAUUAAAGUGAAUGUAUUUAAUUUUGUCAAUUAUUAUUCAUGAGUGAAAAUGGUUCAGUCUUAGUUUUCUAAGAAAAGGAAGAAAAAAGCUAAACUGCUUUAACAAAUCUUACAGAAUGUUUUUUGGACAUAAAACAAAAGCCAAGAGAAAAAAAAGGAAUUGUUUACACUGCUCUGUGCCUCCAAGGUACCACAAGAUUCAUGACGUUAAUACUGUAACACUGCAUUUCCAUGUAUGUUUGCAUUGCUCGCUAACUUCACACGGACAGUGAGGCAGCAAUGACACAUCUGUAUAUACUGUUCAUUAAUGUUAAUAUUAAGUAUUGUUUGUAAUAUGUGUACAUACAGUAUUGUUACAAGAAAUCCGAUAUUGUUUAUGCCUAUGAUUGUAGCGUUUAAUUUCAGUCUUAAGUGAUAAAUACAUGUAUAUAACCUGUAAUGUAUAACCUCUGCAAACACUGUGGUCUCUUCAAUCUGGGUAGUUCCUUCCCCUACAAAAGUGUGUGGAGGAUAUUAUUUCAAUCUUUUGGUUUAGUAUUCCUUUGUGAGUGUGUGUGUGUGUGUGUGUGUGUGUGUGUGUAUACCAGUAUACAAAAUGUCAACUCUGAAUUCUGACAUGAAUAUCAUCAGUAUAGAAUCCAUUGCGAUGCACAGUACCUUUCAUAAAAGCAGUUCUCUCCAUUUGCUUUCCCACAGACCCAAGGACACAGGACGUUUGUAAUAACCACUGUGUUUGAAUCUUGCUGUGUGUCAUGGCCUACUGGUGGCAUGUAGAGCAGUUCUUUUUGUACCUGAGUCAGAGUUCUUGGAAGUUAUUUUAUUUAUGAAUAUUGUGGGGAAAAGUAUAAUUAUUUUGUAGGAGCAUUAUUUUUCACUAGUGUGUGGGGCACGGAUCUAAUAAAAAUGAUCUUUUUCAACUCUG
Molecule: messenger RNA, 8272 nt
Organism: Coregonus clupeaformis (lake whitefish)
Lineage: Eukaryota; Metazoa; Chordata; Actinopteri; Salmoniformes; Salmonidae
Product: bromodomain adjacent to zinc finger domain protein 2B-like
Exons: 37
Coding region: 219-7004 (2261 amino acids)
Molecular function (GO): DNA binding; protein binding
Source: RefSeq, a predicted model, not a curated record